This is a messenger RNA of Botrytis byssoidea, 1278 nucleotides long. RefSeq lists its product as uncharacterized. Gene Ontology annotation, molecular function: transmembrane transporter activity. Gene Ontology annotation, biological process: transmembrane transport. The coding region runs from base 1 to 1278 and encodes 425 amino acids. Gene Ontology annotation, cellular component: fungal-type vacuole membrane. The record is from RefSeq and is a predicted model, not a curated record. The transcript is spliced from 3 exons. NCBI's taxonomy places the organism in Eukaryota, Fungi, Ascomycota, Leotiomycetes, Helotiales, Sclerotiniaceae.
AUGAACAGCGUCAACCAGCAAAAAGUCACAGAAAGCCCUCCAGUGAUGUCUGUAAUCGAACAAACUACAGCAGAAGGAGUAGUCGAACCUCCUCCCGAGGGUGGAUGUUUGGCUUGGACUCAGGUAGCUAUGGGACAUUUGGUGAUAUUCAACUCUAUGGGUUAUGUAUCCUCCUUCGGACUAUUCCAACAAUACUAUGCCCUUACUCUCAAUCGACCCGUAUCAGAUAUUUCUUGGAUAGGGUCCCUACAACUGUGUCUGUUACUCUUCAUUGGCGCGUUUUCUGGCCGAGCGCUGGAUAGAGGUUACUUCAAGACCUUGAUCUCCAUUGGGUGUGGCCUACAAGUGAUUGGUACCUUUUCAACCUCAUUCGCGACCAAAUACUGGCAACUUCUGCUUGCGCAGGGUAUAUGCACAGGAUUUGGACAUGGACUUUUGUUCUGUCCAAUGAUCUCGCUCAUAUCCACCUAUUUUUCUAAGCGCAGGUCAAUUGCCAUUGGCAUUGCCGCAUGCGGAAGUGCCACGGGAGGACUGGUUUUCCCCGCCAUAGCUUAUUCUUGCUUAGAACACAUAGGAUUUCCAUGGACAGUACGGAUCAUGGGAUUCGUCAUGUUGGCAAACAAUUGCUUCGUUAUUCUGUUGACAAAAACUAGAAUUGCCCCAAAGGCUUCUGGACCUUGGGUAGACUUGAGCGCGUUCAGAGAACUUCCGUAUACUCUGUACUCCAUUGGUCUCUUUCUUACUCUUUGGGGUGUAUAUUUUGCAUAUUACUAUGUCAGCAUUUUCAGUCGCGAUAUCUUACUUGUAUCUACUCGGCAAUCUACGACUGUUCUUCUUGUCAUAAAUGGAGUAGGUGUUUUUGGCCGUAUCAUUCCCGGUUUGGUCGCGGAUCGAUGGUUUGGGUCACUAUAUUGCUUGGUUAUUGCCUCUUUCAUCUCUGGCUUACUUCUCUUCUGUUGGAUUGCUAUUCAUGGUUUUCCUGGACUGAUGACUUGGGUUGUGUUUUACGGCCUUUUUGCGAAUGCUGUACAGGCCCUCUUUCCGGCUGCUUCUAGCACUCUUACAACAAAAUUGGAGAUGAUGGGUACACGACUCGGAAUGGUGUUUGCAGUUAUCAGCAUUGCGUGCUUGACGGGCCCCCCUAUUGCCGGUGCCUUGAUUUCGGCAAACAAUGGCAGUUUUCUGUAUGCUCAGAUUUUUGGGGGAUGUUCAAUGUUAAUUGGAAGCAUGGUAAUGAUUGGCUCAAUUGCUGCGAAAAGGGUAUCAGAGAGAAAGUGA